AUGUUUAUACGCGGACCGUUGCGACGAUUUGUUGUUGUCUUUACCGUUUUCUUCGUCGUCGUGCUCCUCAUCUACUUUUAUGCUACACGGGGUUUUAUAGACAUGGAAAUCCUGCAAGAAAAGGUUCAGCAGUUUAAUGAUGAUAUUGCUGAAAAGCUAAAAUGGAGUGGGGGCGCUUUUGGAUUUAUGAAACAAAAGGAGUUGAAGUGUGAACCUCAAGUUGUUGCUUCAUUUGCCGACAUAGAGCCCGGCACUCUUUAUGAUAGCAUUCCCUUUAAAAAUGAAGACGGUGGCGUUUGGAAACAGGGUUUCAACAUAUCAUACUCUCUAUCGGAUUGGGAUAAGCAGAAGCUUGAGGUUAUUGUGCUUCCUCAUUCUCAUCAGGACACCGGUAGUUUUUGGACAAUGACUUUUUCUGUUUUCUCCGGCAUUUUGUGGUUGAAGUCUUUAUUUUGA
This is a messenger RNA of Hydatigera taeniaeformis, 456 nucleotides long. The record is from the annotation of a GenBank genome assembly. Lineage: Eukaryota; Metazoa; Platyhelminthes; Cestoda; Cyclophyllidea; Taeniidae.